Mycosarcoma maydis (corn smut) is the source of this 1140-nucleotide messenger RNA. RefSeq lists its product as uncharacterized. The record is from RefSeq and is a predicted model, not a curated record. NCBI's taxonomy places the organism in Eukaryota, Fungi, Basidiomycota, Ustilaginomycetes, Ustilaginales. Bases 1 to 1140 code for a protein of 379 amino acids. Gene Ontology annotation, biological process: mRNA processing. Gene Ontology annotation, cellular component: THO complex part of transcription export complex. The transcript has a single exon.
AUGGCUUCCUCAUCGAGAACAGCCAUUCAGCCGCUUACGACCGAGCAGCAAGAAGCCGUCAUCAAACAGCGCAUGCAAGUGGAUGAACGCUCACUCCGACGUCUGGUGAAAAAGCUCACACUUCUACUUUCCAGUAAAGACGUCGAGUCAGUCUCGUCUUCGCGGCUAUCAUUCAAAGCCGAUCUCGAAGCGUUUCGUCUUCAGCUUGUGCGCCUAUCCUCGAUCGCGCGCGGAACAUGUGAGGUCGAGAUCAAAUCUUACACCUCGGAGCUCUCGGAGAUCGAACUUGAGCAGCAAGCGACACAGCAGAGGAUCGACGCACUCAAACAGAAGCUGCGAGAUGUGCGACGCGAACGAAAGAACAAGCUGGAAUACGAUGUGGUCGCAGCAGAGAUCGUCAAGCUGCCAACGAGGAAGGAGUUGGAAGAAUCCUUGCACAGACUGAGCGAGCAACUGGAAGGCGUGAGGGCGGAGAGGGACAAGUAUGCAGUCAUGUCGAAGGAUGCAGCCGAGAGGAUGGGUGAGGGAAUCGGACUGUUCCGUGCUUUGCGCAACCACGUUGGAUACGAAGUGGGCGAGAGGGAGAGGAGGGAGGUAGAGAGGGCGGAUGGCGAUGCUGACGGCGAGGCCAACGAAGGAGCAACUACUGCUCACGCGGAUGAUGCUUCGGAGAGCGGCGUUGGUGGAGAAGGCAAAUCCCAAAAGGUAUCUCCAGCAGAUGAGCCGGAGGAAGGAGAGCAAGACGAAGGUGAACGAGGUCGAGGCAUGGCUGCCAGCACAAGCGGUAGCUCGACACCGCGUAGGACCGUUGCAGUGGAAACACAAGACGCACCAGCACCAUCGUUGAACCCUUCCGCCCCAACCUUCCGACCAUCAGCAGCAGUGACGAGUACAGCUUCGACCCGGCGAAAGCGCGAUUCCACGGCGAUCACAGCAUCGGAUGAGGAAGGAGAAGUGGCAGAUGGAUUCUUAAUGCUUGCCAGCGCAUCGAACAGCAACACACCGAGAAAGAGGCAAAAAACAGAGGAAGGCGAGGUAGCAACAGGCGACAGCGAGGAGGAAGAAGGCAGUAUCCAACCUUCCAUGGCUGCAGGCAACACAAGUAUGAAAGUUCGCGCUGGACUCAAUCGUCAGCGAUGA